UCACUAAUGACCUCAAAAAUCACAUUUACUAUCUAAGAAACUGUACUUAUCAACAAAGAGAUCGCUGUAAAAUGGCAGAUAAACUCACCUGAGCUUGAGCAGAGACAUGGCACUAACAGAUGGUUUGAGAGAAUGAAAUAGGAUUUUGAAAUUAUUUCCCCUACUGAACAAUUUGUCAUGUGGAGAACUGUAUGUUACCUGUUACCCAGGGUGUAUGAAUAAUUUGUUGCAUUGUUGCACCCAGCUGUCACUUGAUGCCACACAGUGAGCAAAGCAUAAGCAGACACUCGUGGCAUAAAGUCUUUACCAUGCUGUUUCUGGCUGGAACGUCCUCAAUAAUAAGAUAGUUUGUUACAUGAGUAUGGAGCUUGCGGAUAUCAGCGUAGAUCUUUGGAUGAGAUGCUUAGGAAACGACUCUUUGCUGCAGCCUCUGUGGAACAGCCUGAGGCUCAACUACAGAGACUAUUUGAGAUCUGCACUCUUCCCCAUUAUCCUGACAGUGUCUUCCUACUUUGUCUUGUGCCUUCCUUUCCUUGUUUGCGACAUGAUGGGAGAAAGGUGGGCUUGGGUCCAGCAAUUCAAGAUCCAACCCAGCCAUCGUCCAGCAGCCUCUGCACUGCUGCACUGUGCAGGUGUCACCUUGUUCAACCAUGUGUUUCUUGUGCUGCCAGCAUCAGUGGCCCAGUGGGCAUGGAGGCCACCUGUGGACCUGCCUGACCGGGCUCCGUCCCUGCUGGAGCUGAUUGCUGGGGUGAUAGGCAACCUCCUGCUCUUUGACUUCCAAUACUUCAUUUGGCACCUGCUCCAUCACAGGAUCCGCUGGCUGUAUGUCACUUUCCAUGCCAUCCAUCAUAAAUACUACUCUCCCUUUGCUCUUGCCACUCAGUGUCUCGGCGGCUGGGAGCUGGUCACAGUGGGCUUUUGGACCACUCUGAAUCCUGUGAUCCUGAGAUGCCACCUACUCACCACAUGGACAUUCAUGGUGUUGCAUGUCUACGUUUCUAUAGAGGAUCACUGUGGCUAUGAUUUCCCCUGGUCCACAUCACGUCUGAUACCGUUUGGCAUCUAUGGAGGGCCCAGCAAACACGAUGUGCACCAUCAGAAACCCAACACCAAUUUUGCACCACACUUCAGCCACUGGGAUAAAAUAUUUGGCACGCAUGCUGAUUUCAGCUUCUCUACUGCUAUGAAAUAGAAGGCUAUAACACUAUUUGUAACAGCUUUAAAUAGAGGCCGGUGCUUUUGUUUAUCUAAAUUAUGUGGAUAAUAAAAUAUGAAUGUGCAAAAGUUGAAGAGAAAUCUACAUUUUCCUUUACACAGAAAUGGAGGCUUGUCACUUUGUUGUAUUUGAAAAACAACACUGUCACACACACUCCCACUGUGUCUGGUUUCUUUACUUUGAAAGUGAUCCUGAGCUUGAGACAUGGCCUACAUUACAUUCUUCCUCACAUAAAUGAUUCAUUAUUUGAGCCGUUUUUUCUGCUCUUUACCGGUGUAAUGUUUCAGAAUGAGAAUUAGCUUCAUUCGGCAAAUAUUGUGUAUUGCUCUCAAUAAACAAAGGGACAAAAUGAUUUGACUACAUUGCCAAUUUCAUUCAUUCAACUUCAUUGCAGUGGUGUCAUCAACAGUCACGUAUAAAUUACAACAAAGUGCACAUAUUGAUAAUUUAGUGACCACUGAGUCGAAAUUAAUACGUUUUCCCCUUUAUUUUCCAACCAGAAAUUACCACAGCAUAUCACAGGGUUUUUUUAUUUUAUUGUGACGCUUCUUGUUUUUAUUUAGGUAAGCUGACCAGUGAUCAGUAAUGUUUAAUGCAUGAAGGACAAGCAGGUAAAAGUUUCCACCACUAGAUGUCAGAAAAACAUCUCAUUGCCAUUUCGAUUGGAUUUAACAUACUAUAUUUUUAAUGUUUGACUGCAUAUAUCACAAAAAUAUUGCUUACAACACA
Messenger RNA from Micropterus salmoides (largemouth bass), 1948 nucleotides. RefSeq names its product cholesterol 25-hydroxylase like 1, tandem duplicate 2 (gene ch25hl1.2). The record is from RefSeq and is a predicted model, not a curated record. Gene Ontology annotation, molecular function: iron ion binding; C-4 methylsterol oxidase activity; steroid hydroxylase activity. The transcript has a single exon. NCBI's taxonomy places the organism in Eukaryota, Metazoa, Chordata, Actinopteri, Centrarchiformes, Centrarchidae. Gene Ontology annotation, biological process: cholesterol metabolic process; sterol biosynthetic process. The coding region runs from base 356 to 1195 and encodes 279 amino acids.